CAGCGGCACCGCACCCCCACCCACCUCGGCGGCGAGUCCGAGCCCCAGGAACGAAGGGCGAUGGCGGCGAUGAUGAUGGCCACGUCCGAGUCAAAGUCCCCCGCCCGCGCGCUGAGGCGGCUGGCUGGCGCCGCGGUCGCCGCCGUGCUGCUCCGCCGCACCUUCAGCGCCUCCAAGUGCAAGACGGAGGCGCGGAUGGCGACGGCGCGGAUGAAGCUGCUGCGGAACCGGAGGGAGGCGCAGGUGCGCCAGAUGCGCCGCGACAUUGCCGCGCUCCUCCGCGACAAACAGGAGGAUACCGCACGCAUCAGGGUUGAACAUGUAAUUAGGGAACAGAACUUUAUGGCAGCCAACGAGAUCAUUGAGCUCUUCUGCGAGCUGAUUGUUACACGCCUUCCUAUCAUCGCAAAACAGAAGGAAUGUCCAGCAGACUUGAAAGAAGGUAUCUGCAGUUUGAUAUUUGCAGCUCCAAGGUGCUCUGAGCUCCCUGAACUUGGUCGCAUACGUGACAUUUUUGAAAAGAAGUAUGGCAAAGAUUUUGUUUCUGCUGCAGUUGACUUGCGCCCAGAUGCUGCUGUUAACAACCUUCUGAUUGAGAAGCUGUCGAUUAAGAAGCCUUCCGGGCAAAUUAAGCUGAAAGUUCUAAAGGAUAUAGCAAAAGAGCAUCAGAUUGAUUGGGAUACCGCUGAGAGUGAGCAGGAGCUUCUGAAACCUCCUGAAGAGUUGAUUAAAGGGCCAAGUACAUUUCUUGAAGCUUCCAACAUGCCUGUUAAGAAUAUUCUGACACCAUAUACCGUGCAGCCAGAUCCAGUUAACUUCAGCUAUAGGUGUUCGGAUGACGAAUAUGAUGACAGGGGCACUAUGCAAUUCAAAGAUGCAGCUUCAGCUGCUCGAGCAGCUGCAGAGUCUGCUGAGAGAGCAACAUCUGCUGCAAAGGCUGCAGCUGAUUUUGUCAAUAAUAACAAUAACAACCAUCCAUUUGAUGAAGAUGAAGAUUGCAAAGCUUCAACUCAUGAAUUCACUCAUACACUCAAGAGACAGUCAAUGAGCAACUCGAGUAGAUCCUCCUUGAAAGAAGAUGCAAAUGCCUUUGAUGAACAAAAACCUCAUGAAGGGAAAACAUACAGUGCAAGAAGGUUCAGUGGAAAGAACCAUGUAGAAUAUGACAAAGACGGCUACCCUGCAGAUUUGGACUUGAAGACACGGAGAAGGAACUGCCGUGCUGCUCGGAAGGUGCACUCAGAGAUAAAGUUUGAUGAUUCUGAGGGACUGUGUUCAGAAUCCGAAGGUGAAAAUGAUGUGGAGAUUCAGUCUGUGGAAAGGCCAUUGCCUCCUAAGAGUGAGCUGUUUUCAGAAAACCGUCACUCAGAAGACGAAGAGCAUGAUCAAGAUUUCCCUGAAUUGCCGAAGACAAACCUUCAUUCUCGUGUUCAUCCAAAUAUGCCUCUUGACUAUGAAACUCUCACUGCACGCUUUGAGGCUCUCAAAUCUGGCAAGCUUCCGUAGUGCAACAAAAAGAACAGCAUCACUGGAUGUUACAAUUCCUUCUUGCUGUUUUUGUAUAAUAUGACAUGUUAUAGUAGGGUAUAGUGUCUAAUGAUUUUGAUUUUGGCUGAGCCUACGGAUUUGUCGUUUCAAACUAUUGCUGCAUUUGAACUGUUCGGGUAUAUAAAGGUUGGUUGAAAUGAU
Zea mays is the source of this 1689-nucleotide messenger RNA. RefSeq lists its product as uncharacterized. Gene Ontology annotation, biological process: protein transport. The coding region runs from base 61 to 1506 and encodes 481 amino acids. The record is from RefSeq and is marked predicted. NCBI's taxonomy places the organism in Eukaryota, Viridiplantae, Streptophyta, Magnoliopsida, Poales, Poaceae. The transcript is spliced from 7 exons.